Molecule: messenger RNA, 1945 nt
Organism: Phytophthora infestans T30-4
Lineage: Eukaryota; Oomycota; Peronosporomycetes; Peronosporales; Peronosporaceae
Exons: 1
Coding region: 120-1589 (489 amino acids)
Molecular function (GO): lipid binding; metal ion binding
Source: RefSeq, a predicted model, not a curated record
GCGCCCUCUAUUUAAAGCACUGAAUGUGUAUACGGCCUCCAGGUGCCGCGCGCUCGGCUCGGGCCGAGCGGGCCGCUGCCAAGGCUGUCGCGGCCGGAGGCUCGCGCGCUUCGCUUACCAUGCGACCGCGCUCGUUCUCCAACGUCUCCACGGCCUCGAGUAGCUGGUCCCCUACAGGCAUCAACGGCGCUUCGCGCGACACGGUCUCGGGCCGCUGGGUCGAGGACGCGGCCGCCCGUACGUGCGCCAAGUGCGAGAAGGCCUUCUCUCUCGUGAACCGCCGCCACCACUGUCGUGUGUGUGGCGAGAUCUUCUGUCACGCCUGCUCCCGGACGCGUAUGGUACUCGCCACGAACCCCGGCGAGAUCCCGCGCCGUCAGCGUGUAUGUGACCCAUGCGCCACCCACGCGCACAGCAGCGCCGUGUUGUACGAAGCCGAGGAGACGGCGGUGGGCCCGCGUUUCCACACCACGACAGAGAUCAGCGAGAACCCCGUAGUCACGGAGGAGCUGCUGCUGGCCAAGGAGAAACAAGAUAAUAACGCCGUCGUCAAGACGCAGCGCAAUAGUGCGGACGCGGACAGCAGCCUGAGUUUCAUGGUGGCCUCGGCCGUGGGCUUCGCGGCCGCCUUCUGGUUUCUCAAGGAUGAAGUGGCCAUGUCCAACCCAGCCAUCUGGAUCCUACUGGCCGGCUUUGUCAAGAACGUGUACGAGAUCGUCCUGAGGAUAAGUGCCGCCAGACAAUUCACAGACGGCGUGACGGACCUGGAAGAUGCCGAGAAGAUUUUUAGUGGCAUGGACCUGGACGCCACGGACGACCUGUCCACCACAACCGCUACAUCCACGUCGGCCGUGUCGGAGAAGCCUAAGGAGGACAAAUACGCCAGUGUCAAGAUCACCCCUGCGCUGAGUGACGAGCUCAUUGCCAGCUCUCAAAAGUCGCUGGACAAAGUCCUAGAACUGGCCAACUCGGACGUGGCCACGGAUUCGGCCUGGAGCGUGGAGAUCCCCACCACAGAGAACGUGACCGUCCACUCUCGUGAUGGCAAGCCGUCGCGUAUUUACAAAUGUGAGGGUGAGAUCCCACUCUCCCCCGAUGAGUUAUUUGAUGAACUGUAUACGAACCUGGAGACGAGCAAUGUGUGGAAUGUGACGGCAGCUGAGAGCAACGUGAUCUGCAAGCUGGACGAGACAACGGACCUGGUUCACCUCAUCUCGGCCCCCGCUCUAGGUGGCGUCAUUUCCAGUCGUGACUUUGUUAACACCCGCACAUGGCGUCGCCAGGAUGGCGGCGGAUACGUAAUCGCCAACAGCUACGCCGGCAAGAACGUUCUGAAGCCUCAAAAGGGAAUCACUCGUGGUGAGAACGGCCCGACGGGCUGGGUCAUCCUGCCCCAUCCGACGUCUCCGUUCAAGAGCCGUCUCAUCUGGAUCCUCAACAUGGACAUCAAGGGCUACUUCCCGUCCAGUGUCAUCCGCAAGGGCUCCAUCGGUGAAGUCUCUUGCUUCGUGCGUAACCUGCGUCGCUACAUUGCUGAGAAGAACGGCACGGACGAGCUCGCUGCCGAGGCUUCCCCUGAGAUGCCAUAAAUUCAAUCAGCUAUCAGAAAAAAAUCAUGACCAAUGACGAGUGAUGUUGCUACUGAGCCAAGGCGGGCACUGUGAGCGGAGCGAACGCUUGCUUCUGCGCGCUUUGAGCUGUCAGUAUGGCUCUAGUCUUGGUUGUAUGUCUCUUGUGUCCGUUUUCUCUUAGUGGAGCUGUCGAGUUCAACGGAAAGCUCGACCAAUUAGCUCCCAUCUACCACUACAACUCAAUCAAGGCCAAGCGAGGAUGAAACCCUGCGACCGCCACUCCAUCGUGUCACCUGUGAGCUUAACGGAAUGCAGUCGGAAUGACGCGAUACCCAUAAACUUUUACAUUUUUACUAUUUGCUUUUUCAUAUUUU